Molecule: messenger RNA, 297 nt
Organism: Mesocestoides corti
Lineage: Eukaryota; Metazoa; Platyhelminthes; Cestoda; Cyclophyllidea; Mesocestoididae
Source: the annotation of a GenBank genome assembly
AUGACUUGUAGGGAUGCCCUUUCUUCUCGGAGGCGGAUCAACACCACCGACGUGGCUGACACGCGGGGUUGGGCGACUGCCAGAGCCCUUUUCGACGCAGAGUUUGUUGACGCAGCCGCGUGGUGUCACAUUGGACAAAGUGUUAUGGCACCAGACAUUUCACACACCGCCGCCUCCUCUUACCCUCCCCUCUCCUCGCCCCACCCUCCUCAUGGAUUCAAAGUGGAACAACGUGACUGCAAAAGAUUCCUGUCGCGGGCUUUUGGGGUGGCGCAGACCUGCACGAAUCAGGCAUGA